CUCCGACGCGCAGCUCUCCUUGGAUUUGAGCUCGAGUCAAUCACCGGGAGAGAGGGCACGGCCGGUGAGAUUAUGUGAUCAGAAUUAGUGAUUAUCUUGUGGAAGUAACAUGUAGUUUGACGUUUUUUUUUUCUUUCUUUAACUGUUUUCGAUGGAAAAACGUUUUCUGCGUCGGAACGGUGAUUUGCCGCAGUUUCUUAAACGCCAAAUGAGACACUUGUUGGGUUUAUCAGGCGCACAGGACUGCAACAGAUGAUGAGAGUCGGAGGUGAAUUUCAGAUUGCAGCUGAUCUCUCCGAACAACCAGCCAAUUGCGAAAGGAAGGGGAGUCCGAGCCCCGCGCCCUGAAAUGGAUUCACACGGAUCUUCACUCAACCGCAGCCAAUCAGUGGCGAGCGGCCUGGAGAAGACGACGUGGAAGCCGUCCCACUCUCGGAGCAGCAGCACUCUGUCAUCUCGCCAAUCCAGACAGAUUAUCAAGGAUUGGGAAGUGAUCGACGACCUUCAGGUAGACAUGCAGACAGGAGGUGAACAUGAUAUGACCAUCCCGGGUCUCUGUGAGGGAUAUCUUCUCAAGAGGAGGAAGUGGCCUCUUAAAGGUUGGCACAAGAGAUACUUUGUCUUGGAAGCAGGAAUCCUGCGUUACUCCAGAAAUCAGCAAGAUGUCUCCAGGGGAAGGGUACAGGGCUCCCUGGAUGUUAGCCUUGCAGUGAUGUCGAUAAAUAAGAAAUCUAAUCGGAUCGACUUGGAUGCAGGAGACAUUCUCUAUCAUAUGAAGGCAAAGAGCCAUGAAAUCUUCUACAUUUGGGUAACCAAGCUACAAGCGCACCGCUUGUACAAGAAGAAUGAGGCAGCUACUCUUCACAGCGGCUUCCUCCAGACUUUGUCCUUUAGCACUGCAGCUGGACAAGCUCAGAGAAAUGGAGAUUUGAGCUCUGCAGGCGUGGCGGAUUCAGCUGGAGCAUCAGGAGCGCUGCCUUCAGCUAACACCGCUGUGAACAGCAAAGUGUCUGCCUGGCUGCAGCAAAGUCACAACCCAGACAUCUGUGUGCAAGAGCUGAACCGUUGCCAUUUGGACCUUUCUGAGCUAAACCGUUUAAUCCAGAGCCUCCAGACGUUGGAUGCGGGCCAGGCUUUCACUAACGGAGACUUAAAGCGCAUCAUCAGCAUACAGAAUCUUUCGCUCGAGAAGCCGAAGAAGUCGAGGUCAGGGAAGAUGUGGGGUCACUCUCGCACACUUUCCAGAGUGGAGGCACUGGGAAUGCCUAUUCGUGGGAUUACUAAAUCGCUGUCUUCCAGUCACCUGAGCAACUCGUCUCACCUUGGUGCAUCAGUCCCCUCCAUCCCUGACUACGUCUACUCCCAGCUGUCCCCUCCUACUGUCACACUGUCGCCUGAGGGCAAGAAAAUCCACCAGGACAUCUGCGCCAUGUCGCUACGAGUGCUUGCUUCCCUGAAGUCAGUGCAUGAAACUCUGUCCCAGGAGAGGCAGAAGCUGCAGGAAGUCUGGGAAACUAACAACAUCCACGACUCUAAUACAUUAGCUGAGCCUGCAGUGGGGAGGCAUUCAUCCCACGGGCCUCCUUCAGUAGCAGAUUCGGCUGCGGAGUAUUUUGACGCCAGCGAUGACGUCCUUUGUGGUAGUUCCUCUGAGGUGUCUGAUGAAUCAGGACUUAGUGACGGAAGCACCCCCAACUCUGAGCCAGAGGAAGGACAUGCCUCAGCCACCCGGAAGUACCGUGCCAGCAUUUCCAAGUCUCCUAACAGUGUCGUUGCCAAGAGCACUGGCCGGCGAACUACCCUGCCCGCUACCUGUCCCGACAACAGCCAUGUGGGCCUCAUGGCUAUCCUCUACAACAACAUAGGUAAAGACUUGGCUCGAGUGUCCAUGCCUGCUGCUCUCAAUGAGCCUGUUAACCUGCUGCAGAGGCUGUGUGAAGAGCUGGAGUACAGUGAGCUGCUGGAUACUGCCAGCAAUACACCGGACCCCUACCAGAGGAUGGUUUACAUUGCUGCCUUUGCAAUCUCUGGUUACUCGACUGCGAUGUUCAGAAACCGCUACAAGCCCUUUAACCCGGUGCUGGGGGAGACCUACGAGUGUAUCAGAGAGGACCGGGGCUUCCGCCUCAUCAGCGAGCAGGUCUGCCACCAUCCUCCCAUCUCUGCCUGCCACGCAGAAUCAGAGAACUACUCCUUUUGGCAAGACCAGCGAUGGAAAAAUAAAUUCUGGGGGAAGUCACUGGAGAUUCUGCCAACAGGGAUGGUUAAUGUCACUCUUCCAAGGUAUGGAGACCACUAUGAGUGGAACAAAGUAGUGACCUGCAUCCACAACGUCCUCAGUCAGCAGCGCUAUCUGGAGCAUUAUGGAGAGGUCACCAUCCGCAACCUCAAAAGCAACGUCUGCACCUGCAAGAUCACCUUCGUCAAGUCUCGUUACUGGGGUUCAGAAACAAACAAGAAUGAGGUGCAGGGCACGGUGCUGGACCAAAGUGGGAGUAUCAUACACCGGUUCGGAGGUCUGUGGCAUGAAGGCAUCUUCUGUGACACUCUGCCCACUCCGAAAUGUGUCUGGAAGCCAAAUCCCCAGCCAAAGGAUCACCUGGUGUACUAUGGCUUCUCCACCUUCGCCAUGGAGCUGAAUGAACUCACCCCGGACCUGAAGCCUCUCCUGCCUCCUUCAGACAGCCGCCUGCGCCCAGACCAAAGGUUGCUGGAGGAUGGAAAGGUGGAAGAAUCAGACAUGAAGAAAGAUGAAAUAGAGGAAUUUCAGAGGGAGCGGAGAAAAGAGCUGAGCAAAAAGGGUGAAGAGCACAUUCCACGUUUUUUCAAGAAAGCCAAAGACGCCUGUGGACGGGACGUGUGGUUGACAAACGAGACGUACUGGAAGCUCAGAGAGAAUCCAGGUUUUGCUAAAACUGAAAACCUGAUUCUGUGGAGCUGAGACGACGGCCAGACAAAAACACAUGAGAGAGAGAUAUGAGCGGUGGAUAAUUGGACAGCAUAUAUGAACCGCUCUGAGGAUCGUGCAGAGUGGAGAUAGUGCUGCUGAUCUCAUCUUGUACCUUCUGCACGCCCAUGACUGGCUCAUGGGAACCAGACACCAGUCGAGUUACACAGCAUCCACUAACAGGUCUCCUCGAGAUCAUUUUUCGAAUGGAUUUUAAUGUUUUUUUUUUUUUUUUAGAUUACAUCAAUCGUAUAUGUUUAUAUUUUUGAGAGUUUCACAGAUUUCUGCCGACUAAACUGAACUUGUGACGCACACUCGGCAGACUUUGAAAUGAAAACUCUUGUUAAAGUUUAUUUAAAAUCAGGUCAGUAGAAGACCUACAAUGUUAGGGUGUUAAAUGUAAACAUUUGAUGAAAUCAUGUCCUCCUCUCAACCAGUUUACUGUGUUUGUAUGAUGAGUACAAUUGUUAGAGAUGUAUCAAUGCUACAGUCAGGGCUGGAUCACCAACUGGGCAAACCUGCAGGCCCCAGACCCACCAGUUAGUUUGUGGUAAUUUGAUUUAUUGCAAAUUUGUUUGUGGGAAUACGCACCAUUAAAGCACAAUAAAGAUAAGAACCUUAAAGCGGCUAUAAUCACAUUUUUAUUAUAAGAAUGGUAUCAAAUACCUACAGAGUAUUAUAGCCUGAAUCUUCUGUUCCCCUCGGCUUUACGGAGCUUCAUAGUGAAUUCCAGCUCUUUGUUUAAACUGUCCGGCCCACCACUUUAUUGUUUCACUAUUGCUGCUCUAACCGUGUUGUUUAUGAUUAGCUGGUGAACAUAGUGGAGCAUUUAGCAGGUAGAGACCAAAACCAGAGCUAAAAGACGGUGAAUAUUGGAUUAUUGGCCAGAAAAAUUACUUCAGAUUAAUUAAAAACAGCAUUUUUAUGCUAUUAUCUGUCAGUUUUUAGAUAAAAACAUUAAUAUUUAGUGGCCAAAAUAAAAGAAUAAAUAUAUUUUUUACAGAUUGAAGGUAGGUGCCGCAUUAAUACCUGUCUUGUCUACCUAUUGUAUGUUGUAAAGGAGCCCUGUGUCAAACUGUGCAUGGUGCAUAUGCCUACAUAAAUUUGUGUUUGACCAAAUGUUUGUUCAAUCAAACUAUUACAAACUAUUACAAAGCAUCUAGCUGCCUGUCUAUAGGUGCACCUGUACUGACGUAAUGCCUAUGAACUAUGAACAACAUCUGUGGCUUUCAUAUUAAUAAGAACUGAGUAUGAUGCUGAACAUGAUCAUCAAUCACCUACUUAAAGGAGUUUUACUGAUAAAGUUUAAGACAGUAUCUGUCUAAAUACUUUGGUCAUUGCUAACAUAGAUCAUAUGAUGGUGCAAACGUCAUUUUAUUGUUUUUUAUUUUAUCUUUUUGAACGUGUUAUCUAUUGUUUAAAAAAAUAAUUACCAAUAUUCAGUAUAUAUACAUAUUUAAAAGAGGAGAGAGGAUGUUAUACUGUAUUUUUAUGUCAUUAAUAGUCAAAAAUAUUAUCCAGCUGGUUGGAAACAUGUACAUACUGUAUUUAUACAGUACAUUAAACUGUCAACAUCA
Molecule: messenger RNA, 4524 nt
Organism: Dicentrarchus labrax (European seabass)
Lineage: Eukaryota; Metazoa; Chordata; Actinopteri; Moronidae
Gene: osbpl7
Product: oxysterol binding protein-like 7
Exons: 23
Coding region: 350-2941 (863 amino acids)
Cellular component (GO): intracellular membrane-bounded organelle; cytosol; plasma membrane
Molecular function (GO): cholesterol binding
Source: RefSeq, a predicted model, not a curated record